AUGCCCUCGGACGACCUCCUCUACGAUCCAGGGGCAGACUCGCCGAGGUCAGAACUCGACUCUGAUGACGACCUCGACCGCCCAGGCCCAUCUCGCGGCCGCCGCGGCGCAGGAGGGAGCAGCAAGGAAGCCUCGAGCUCCAAGAAGGGAAAGGGAAAGGACUCGAUCAACGCAUGGGAGGCAACCUACAAGCGCAGUUGGGAUGUCGUCCAAGAGGACGAACAGGGUGGCCUCCAGUCGGCCGUCGACAGUUACGUUGCCCAGCGAAGGCGAAAGAGGGCUCUCCAAUCCGAGGCACCUCUGCGCCGGUCUCUGGUGCGGCACAUGUUUAUCAUUGUGGACCUCUCCGAGUCGAUGCGGGACAAGGACUUUCGCCCCUCGCGGUUUGAACUGACGCUGCAAUACCUGCGUGCGUUUGUCGUCGAGUGGUUUGACCAGAACCCACUUGGGCAGGUCGGCGUCAUCCUCCUGCGGGACCGACUCGCAGAGGUCCUCGUGCCUAUAGGAGGCAACCCGCAGGACGUGGUAAAGGCACUCGAGGACAAGCGUGCUCUGGAGCCCUCGGGCGAGCCAAGCCUGCAGAAUGGCUUGACGAUGGCGCGGGGCUCGAUGAGCCAUCUGCCCACGACGUCUAGCUUAGAGAUUCUGGUCCUGUUCAGCGCCAUCUCGACGGCCGACCCAGACGGACCGCAGAACAUCCACCAGGUGUUGGCGGAGCUCGUGCAGGCGCGAGUCCGCACGACUAUCAUCUCGCUGUCCGCCGAGAUCAAGAUUUGUCGUCAGAUUGCGGAGAGAACGGGCGGGCGGUUCGGCGUGGCUAUUGACGAGGACCACUACCGUGACUUGUUGUGGGAGACGAUCCCUCCGCCAGCUGAAACGAUCGCCGCGCCCGUCACGCUCAAUGUCCGUGAUGCGCUUAAUCGCGGUGGCAGAGGUGCGGCUGGGGGCGCGAAUCGCCCCGCGCCCGCUGGAGAUCUCAUGGUCAUGGGCUUCCCCACACGCCUGCCUGCUGCGGGCGAGGGAUUCUGUGCGUGCCACGGUCUUCUCAAGCGCGGAGGGUACAUGUGCCCUCGGUGCGGGUCCAAGUUGUGUGACGUACCGACCGACUGCGAUGUGUGCUGCCUGAUGGUGGUCAGCAGCCCGCAUCUGGCCCGAAGCUUCUGGCUGCUCUUCCCUGUCGCCAACUAUGGGUUAGUCAGUGACGCCGGCGCGGUGCAGGCCGAGCUUGUUCCAGCGUGCUUUGGCUGUGACACGGCGUUCCCAUUGCUCUCCAGCCUCGGCCCAGACGCAGCGGCACAUGUCGACGACGGCAUCAGCCCGACUGGGCGGUACCGUUGUGCCAAGUGCUCCAACGACUUUUGCAUGGACUGCGACUUGUAUGUCCAUGACACGCUGCAUACGUGCCCCGGGUGUGCCCAGUGA
Vanrija pseudolonga is the source of this 1422-nucleotide messenger RNA. It is a transcript of the gene SSL1, whose product is annotated as General transcription and DNA repair factor IIH subunit SSL1. The coding region runs from base 1 to 1422 and encodes 473 amino acids. Gene Ontology annotation, molecular function: zinc ion binding. The transcript is spliced from 7 exons. NCBI's taxonomy places the organism in Eukaryota, Fungi, Basidiomycota, Tremellomycetes, Trichosporonales, Trichosporonaceae. Gene Ontology annotation, cellular component: transcription factor TFIIH core complex; transcription factor TFIIH holo complex. The record is from RefSeq and is a predicted model, not a curated record. Gene Ontology annotation, biological process: regulation of transcription by RNA polymerase II; nucleotide-excision repair; DNA-templated transcription.